UAGAGAAUUGGGACGCACUGCAUAUCCUUCCAAAAUGACAGAACCAACUGUAUCCCACUCAGUAAAUACUCAGGUCAUAAAAUCACAUGAAAACUCUGAUAGUGACACGAGCCAACAAACAGAGUACAGCCUGCUGCAAGUGAACGGGGCAUGGAGCAGACAGACUGGUGGACAGACUCAGAAGGAGGGACGGUUAUCAGCUGCUAAAAUUUUCCAGAGCACCUCAGAACAUGGCCUCUCCUGGACAGUGGUCAGCCCUAUUGUGUUCACCUACAGAGUGAUCCAAUGCCACAACCUGCUGGAUGUUGGGAAUGACACACUGCUAUGUGGUCAUAUAGAGGACCAGGAUGAGCUCAAGGCUUUCAGAAGCAACACCAAGCCCAUCAAACGCUUCAUUGUCAUUGAUGAGACAGUCAAUCAGCUCUAUGGCUCCCAGGUCACAAGGUAUUUUGAGGCCAGAAAUGUUCUUUAUAGGAUCCUCCCACUGCCCACUACAGAGGAGAACAAGUCCAUGGAGCUUGUGACCAGGAUUCUGGAGGAGGUCCACAAGUUUGGCAUAGACAGGCGCUCUGAACCCAUCAUUGCUAUUGGAGGAGGGGUGUGUCUGGAUGUGGUGGGCCUAGCUGCUUCUCUCUACCGGAGGCGAACCCCCUAUAUCCGUGUCCCGACCACCCUGCUUUCCUACAUUGAUGCCAGUGUGGGGGCCAAAACUGGAGUCAACUUUGCCAAUGGUAAGAACAAGCUGGGGAGUUACAUACCUCCGGUCGCAUCAUUUUUAGACCGGACCUUCAUCCGAACUGUUCCUCGCAGGCAGGUUUCUAAUGGAAUGGCAGAAAUGUUAAAGAUGGCUCUGAUGAAACACAAGGGCCUGUUUGAGCUCCUGGAGACUAAAGGCAGGUACCUGUUGGACUCCAGUUUCCAAUCCCAUGACAAGAUCAGUGGCUGCUGUGACCUGGAAGAUGCUGCCUCUUUGUCCACACGGAUUGCCAUUGAAACCAUGCUAGAGGAGUUGGCUCCCAAUCUGUGGGAGGAUGACCUGGACAGACUGGUGGACUUUGGCCAUCUAGUCAGCCCUGAGCUAGAAAUGAAAGUGCUGCCUGCGCUGCUCCACGGGGAGGCGGUGAACAUUGACAUGUCCUUCAUGGUGUACGUGGCCCACCAGAAAGGGCUCCUGACAGGAGAGGAGAAGGCCCGGAUCAGCCACUGCAUGGUGGGGCUGGAGCUGCCUGUGUGGCACCAGGACUGCACUCUGGCCCUGGUGCAGAAGUCUCUGAGCGAACGACUGAAGCACUCUGCAGGGUCCCUGAGGAUGCCUCUUCCCACAGGACUGGGAUGCGCAGAAAUCUUCCAUGAAAUCAGUGAUGAAAUCCUGUGCCAGGCUUUCAAGAUCUGGUGUGAUGAACUUGGUUCUUCUUGACAUCUGGAGAUAACAAUAUCCACACGGAAUACACUGACGCCAUGAUGAGCUGGUGAAGAUGAAAUACUGUGUUUCAUAUUCAAUAUGUUUCAGGCAACACACAUUUACUUGAAGUCUAAAUAUGAAUAAUAUACAGCGCCUUCGGAAAGUGUUCACAUCCGUUGACUUUUCCUAAAUUUGUUGUUACUGGCCGAAUUUAAAAUAGAUUCAAUUGAGAUUUUUGGGGUAAUUGGCCUACACACAAUACCCCAUAAUGUCGAAAUGGAACUAUGUUUUUCGAAAUGUUUACAAAUUAAUAAAACAUGAAAAGCUGAAAUGUCUUGAGUCAAUAAGCAUUCAACCUUUUUGUUAUGGCAAGCCUAAAU
Messenger RNA from Salvelinus fontinalis (brook trout), 1782 nucleotides. RefSeq names its product 2-epi-5-epi-valiolone synthase-like. The coding region runs from base 35 to 1417 and encodes 460 amino acids. The record is from RefSeq and is a predicted model, not a curated record. Gene Ontology annotation, molecular function: 3-dehydroquinate synthase activity. The transcript is spliced from 5 exons. Lineage: Eukaryota; Metazoa; Chordata; Actinopteri; Salmoniformes; Salmonidae. Gene Ontology annotation, biological process: antibiotic biosynthetic process.